Molecule: messenger RNA, 2190 nt
Organism: Closterium sp. Naga37s-1
Lineage: Eukaryota; Viridiplantae; Streptophyta; Zygnematophyceae; Desmidiales; Closteriaceae
Source: the annotation of a GenBank genome assembly
AUGUUACUGGCGUUUCCGUAUCUCUAUGACUGGGCGACAGCGUAUCUCGAGGCUAGUCCCACGAUGACCUACAUCUCGCUAGCGCCAGGCCUCAACGAAGUCGUCACUGCCAACCCUAAGAACCUCGAGCACAUUCUCAAGACCAAUUUUGCGAACUAUCCGAAGGGUCCUAACUUCCAGACCAACUUCGAAGACCUUCUUGGCCACGGCAUAUUCAAUAGCGACGAUGACGUCUGGAGGCAGCAGCGCAAGACUGCCAGCCUCGAGUUCUCCCAGCGGUCACUGCGAGACCUCAUGAUGGUGUCAAUACAAGAAGAGCUCCUCCAGCGGUUCAUCCCUACCCUGGAAGAGGCCUCUAUGACGAGAACGCCAGUGGACCUGCAAGACAUUCUGCUGCGGUAUACCUUUGACAACAUUUGCAGAAUUGGGUUUGGUGUUGAUCCUGGCUGUCUUGAGCCGGGCCUUCCAGAAGUCCCAUUUGCGCGAGCAUUUGACGAGGCCACAAAGGCAACACUUUACAGAAACUUGAUUCCUGAGUUUGUCUGGAAGGCAUUCAGGUUCCUUCGCUUGUUUCAAGAGGGAACGCUUCACGCAGCUGUGAAGGAAAUCGACUCUUUUGCAGAAGAUGUUAUUAGAAAUCGGCGCACCGAGCUGGCAAGCGAAAAGAAACAGCAUGCAGUUGAUGGUGCUGUAACUGACCAUUCAGACAUUCUCUCCAGGAUGAUGCUUCUUGAGAAGGAUGAUGGUGGUCAGCUGUACUCCGAAAGGUUCCUCAGGGAUGUUUGCACGAAUUUCAUUCUUGCUGGAAGGGAUACUUCGUCUGUCCUCAUGACCUGGCUCUUCUGGCUGCUGACGUGGCACCCUAGCGUGGAAGAGAAGAUACUGGCGGAGGUGCAGUCAAUUGUUGCUGCUCGUGAAGGUGACAAGAGCUUUGGUGCAUUCACCUAUGACGAGCUGAAGCAGAUGAAGUAUGUGCAUGCAGCAAUUGCUGAGUCACUUCGGCUGUAUCCAUCUGUCCCAGCGGAUUUCAAGCAUGUCGUGAAGGAUGAUGUUCUUCCCGAUGGGACACACGUCAAGAGUGGUUGGCGAGUGCAGUAUGAGCUCUAUGCAAUGGGUCAGCCUCUUAAUCGACGACGCGGGGAUAGAGUUCGAGGAGGUAGGCGCGAAUUUUCCGGCGCUGUUCUCGAAGCGGAGUCGCUUCGCGAUGGCGUCGCGUCGCUCACCACGCACCGGCUGAUCUGGAUCGACGAACGGCCGGCGACAGGUGGUAACCAGAAGCGAGCUUUCGCCGUGCCCCUCGUCGCCAUCGCGAACGCUUCCGCUGCAGGGUGGCGACUCACCUCAGUUUUCGCCUCCCCUCGUGUUCGCAUGUACGUCUUACUAGACCCGCAACGCAGGGGCGGUUUUGUCAUCUUCUGCCAUUGGCAGCAGCUACAGCACGCAGAGCAGCAACUUAGGGACGACGUCAGGUCGAACCGCGUCGUUAGUAGCCGUUCUAGCCAGGCCCCUGCUGACGUGUUCUUAAAAAAACUGAACGAAGCUCUAGCGGAUAGAAAAUGGCAAGAUUCACCUUUUCCGGGGCUAGUAACACCCCCUGCUGACGCCUCCGCGCCUCUCUCCGGCCCCGCUUUUCUUGAAGCAGCAGCAGCGGUUGGCGCAUAUGGGGGGGGCGGAACGGGGGGAUCAGCAACUGGCGGAGCAAACCCUCUGUACUGGGGCAGUGGGGGGCAUGGAAGCGGGGAAAUGGGCGCAAUAGGGGGAGCAGGGGGGGCGGGGGGAGCAGGGGGAGCGGGGGGAGCGGGGGGGGGCUCCCCCGGUGCAGUUCAGCACUGCAAUGGCGGGGGUGGGGGGGAUUCUGAGGCGCGAGGCGGAGCAGAAGCAGGCCACGGAUCGCAGCCUGCAAGAAGCGUUCUCCGACCUGAAUGCGCUCAUGUCAAGCGAGAUGGUGAAACUGGCGGAGUGAAUGCGACAGAAGCUGCAGCAGCAGCAGCAGCAGCAGCAGCAGCAGCAGCAGCAGCAGCAGCAGCAGCAGCAGCAGCAGCAGCAGCAGCAGCAGCAGCAGCAGGGAGGCCCGACAGCAAGUGGGGAGAUCAACCCUUCUCUCUCUUCCUCCUCCUCUUCCUCCUCCUCCGCAUCAGCAGCAGCAGCAUCGGAGGAGCUACAGGACCUGCUACUGAAGAUGGGCAUUGA